This is a messenger RNA of Enterospora canceri, 1713 nucleotides long. Lineage: Eukaryota; Fungi; Microsporidia; Enterocytozoonidae. The record is from the annotation of a GenBank genome assembly.
AUGUCUCAUUCUACUGAUAUCGGAAAGCCAAUCACCACUGAUCUACCGACCUACGAGGAGUACAAGGAGGCAAUAGAGGCCAAGAAGAACACCGCAAUUGGUUCCAUAGCACCAUUCAUACCCAGCGAGUACAAGCGCGUUGCCCUGGCAAACUUGAGCUUCUUUUUGGUGGGGCUGACUUACGCAUUCAUAAGGCAGUUUAAGGAGAUCCUGGUCCUCGACACAUUUCAGGACGCAACAGUGGCCAUUUGGCUCGAGUUGCUGACAUUCUGCGCCUCAAUCACGAUACUGGGCGUGGUCAAUCGGAUCCACGCUAAACACGGCGUAAACAGGGGAACAUCCAUGUUCAUCCUCUUCUUCAUCGGGCUCUACCUCGCAUGGGGAUUCCUAACGGUAUUCGAUAGAUUUGUAAUAGAAAAGGGCGUAGCACAGGAGAUCAUGUCAGGAAGCAGAUGGACAAUCAGAGGCCUCAACAUUUUCAGACAGCCCCUGAUUAUGCUUAAUAACCUGGUCAUGACGCUCUUCUACGUGAUACUCGACUCGUCGACGUCAUUUCUGAUUGGAUGCGGCUACAUGAUGUACUUUACGGCCAAUGUGACACACGAACAGAUGUCCCGCUACAUCUUCCUGAUUCUGCUGGGCGCAAAUGCCUCUCUUUUCUUCUCAGUCUUUCUUGCCAAAUUUAUGGCUCGUUUGAUAGACCAACGUGCCAUUGCAUCGACCAAGUGGAUCUACUACUGUGCUAGCAUCUGUGUGGCCUCUCUGUUCUACGGCGCCCUCUACUUCAUGAAGAGACUCAGUGACCGUGAAUUUAGAAAGCCACUUUACGUAGGCCACGUCAUAGGCCAGCAGACGCCCAAGGCAAAGACGAAUGUGGGACUGUCACAGUCACUGCGAAUCGUCUGUCGGACGCCCUGGCUCCUUGGAAUGUGUCUCUUUGCCGUUGCCUACAAUUUUGCUAGUGCAAUUGACUCAGUCACGUCAAUGUACUCGUUUGUGGCCUAUUCUGACUUCUUGCAGCAGAAUCCGCAUAUGAACAGGAAUCCAGGCCAGGGCGACUCAAGCAGCGCCCUCAGCAGCAAGUACAAGUCGAUCGAAUGCUUCCUGACUUCUGCAAUCUCAGUCUACCUUAUGCUUGUACCCGUUUUCAAGCGAAUCUUUGGCACAGUUGGAAUUCUGGGAUUUGCUGCCGUCGUCUGUGCUGCUUGCACAGUCCCUGACUUCCUGAUCUGCCUGUUUUCGACCAUCAACUACCCGUUUACGCACUUUGGGGAGAGAUCGCUGUUUACGUUUGGCAUCAACUCAGCCACUGCCUACUUCGAGUGGGAGGCCUUUCUGGUGAUGACAUCGAAUCUCCUGAGCAAAGUGGGCAAGUACUCGUUCUACGACGUGAUAAAAGAGAGCCUCAGUGUGAAAAUAGACCCAGAAAAGCGAAUUAUUUACAAGGGCAUUUUUGAUGGAUUGGCCCAGAAAAUAGGGAAGCUGCUUGCAAGCAUCUAUGUGAUAGUUCUGGUGAACGUCUUUCACAAGAAUGACGUCAGAUACUUCGCAUUUCUGACAUUCAUGAUCAGGGCCGCCCUCUUUGGGUUGGUCUUCUUCAUGAUGAUCAAGGUCCAUGCCGACUACAAGCGGGCUGUACAGAAUGACACGUAUCUCGAUAACAGUGGCAAAUCACCCGUAGGCGACCGAUUGGAUUCGGAAACAGUUCGAUGA